UUAGCUUCUGUUUUUAAUAUAAAUAAUUAAGUACUAAGAAAUAUAUGGAGCGCUCUUUGACUAUUGUGGAAAAAGCGUGAAGGUUGUGAAAAUAAAAAUAAGUUUUGAGCAGAAGAAAAGUUCAAGAUUAGGUAUUUCAAACAGGAUGGCUGCAUUUAAAAUACUUUCCAUCCUCGGAACUUCAUGUUUGUUGCUGGCAUCCAUAAUGUACAUUGUCGGGUUAGUUACCAACAAAUGGGUGGUGACAACUUUUUCUGUAAAUGGCGGACAACUGUACGAUGUGAUGAAUAAAGCGUUUAACACGCCGACAAGAAACCCAUUCCUCACACCACCAUAUAACAACCAACGAUUUGCUCGGGAUUUAUCACAAAAAAUCUCUCAGUACGGUGCUGGUGACUUUGAUAUUGGGAAUCUAAAAUAUUACUUGGAUCAGGUGAAAAAAUCUCCUUACUUCCGAUCAAUCUCGAUCAACAUAGAGGCGAGUUUCGGACUGAAGCAUGUGUGUCUUGAUGUGAAAGUCAAAAGCGAUUCUAUUCCGAAAGCUUUCCUAAAUCAAAUUAACAGUUUGAUUAAAGCUAAUGGUAGAAUGUAUUUGAAAUGUUACAGUACCACUUUUCUUAAAGAAAGUUCUAAGCUACAAAGCGCGGCAGCAUCCAAUAUUGAAGGAGGUCUAGGAGUUUUGAUGCAACAGUUAAAGAAACAUGAGAUGGAUGCUUUAGACGCAUUGGAUAAGGUCAAUGUUUGCAUCAUAUUGGCAACUGUAUUUGCUUCCCUUGCCUUGAUCGUUUCAUUCAUUAAAUUACCUUGCGUCAACAUUUCCAAAAAGCAAUGGAUUGUGGGUAUAACUGUUUGUUUAGCUGUCAUUGCAGCUUUGUCAUCGGUUGCUGGUGUUGCCAUAUUACAAAAAGACUUUCAUUUAAAGGACGACAUUGAAGAUUACAAAGAGGUCGCUAUCACGUAUCUCAAAACCUAUCAGAAAGAAGCAUACGCCCAAUACGCCCCUUUCUUUGACGUCAUAAAAAUCACAGAGAAGAUUGGCUACUCGCACAUCUUGGUUUGUGUUGGUAUUGUGUUCUUGAUUGUUGCUAUGGUGAUGAAUAUUGGAGAAUUGUUCAGUGCCAAGAAGAGCCAUGACGAUGCAUAUGAAAUCUCUUUGUUAUCUUCUGAUGGAUAUAAACCAGCAAAUGCGUAAAAAAACUUCAUUUUGUUGGGUUACUUCUAUUUAAAGAUGUAAGUCCUAACAGAAGGAUAUAGAAAGAAUGAAGGAACUGUUAGCGAUGUUGUUACAACUUUUGUUUGUCUGUAUUUAAGAAAGCGGCUUUGUUUGAUAAUAUCUUAUUUAUAAAAACUUUUAGCACGUAUUUAAUUUUCGAGCAUUCAUUACAGGUUGUGCACUUUAAGGUAUUGCGUAUCUUUUAAAAUUAAUAGUUUUUACAUUUACUUUUUAUUUUAUUUUAAACCGAUCAUUUUUGUGUUGGUAUUGUAUUCCUGAUUGUUGCUAUGGUGAUGAAUAUUGGAGAAUUGUUCAGUGCUAAGAUGUGUCUCCCUUGUGUCUUGCGAUGGAUAUAAACCUACAUAUGUCUAGAAAAAGUUCUUUUAUUUCGUAUGCUGUUUCACUUAAUUGUGGAAGGCAACAACAAGAUGUACAAUGUAACGUGGAAAACCACAAUUCUUAUUCUUGUUCUUCGCAUUCUUUAUUUGUAAAGAAAACAGCUGCGCAUUCCUUAUUAAGUAAAAACAGUUGUAUUUAAUACUUUUGUUUAUUUGGUUUGUUUGAUUGGCAUUUGUUUGGUUUUGUUUGUACAUACUUUUAUAUAUAAUUUUUGUGAAGUUGUUUUUGCAUAGUUGUUGUUGAUAGAAAAAGUAAACGCGUUGUUCUGACAUCGUAAAAUUAGAAAGGAUUAAUUUUGAUUUUUGAAUACACAAACCUAACAACAUUUAGAGAUAUGACAGUUUUUUUCAUCUUUAUUAACGGGUAUCGUUGUUGUAGUGUUGAAUGUGUACACAAGGUUUUGUAACAAUUUAUGCACGGAAAUAACAAAACCGUUAUUAACUUUUCUA
Hydractinia symbiolongicarpus is the source of this 2061-nucleotide messenger RNA. RefSeq lists its product as uncharacterized. Gene Ontology annotation, cellular component: plasma membrane. NCBI's taxonomy places the organism in Eukaryota, Metazoa, Cnidaria, Hydrozoa, Anthoathecata, Hydractiniidae. The record is from RefSeq and is a predicted model, not a curated record. Bases 146 to 1192 code for a protein of 348 amino acids. The transcript is spliced from 4 exons.